AUGUGGCGUGUGACAGCCUUGCUUCUUGCGGGUGCCGUCUGCUGUACGGCAGCCCCGGCGCCUUCGUUACCCACGGUGGAUCUGGGCUACGAAUUGCACCAGGCAACUUACAAUGACUCUGGCCAGUACUACAACUUCUCCAAUGUGCGUUACGGCGCUCCUCCAGUCGGCCAUCUGCGCUUUUCUGCUCCAGUCGCCCCAAGCACAAAUGGCACCAAAGUCUUCAAUGACGGCUCUACCCCUGUGACUUGUUUUCAGGUGCUGCCAGCUUGGGGCAUUUAUUCAGCAGAUUGGGUUGCCAAUGGCACAGCAGCGUUCAAUAUCUCUGCCGGCUACCAGGUUCCUCCGCUUGCUUCGACCCCACCACCCGAUCCUACUGCCACUGAAGACUGCUUGUUCCUCGAUGUGAUGGUCCCAAAAGCGGUCUUCGAGGCUGCUAACCAAAGCACAGGCGCGCCAGUGAUGGUGUGGAUCCACGGCGGAGGAUAUACGCUCGGAUCCAAGACUCUCUAUAGCCCCUCUGCGGCAGGCUUGAUCAAGGCUAGCCAGAGUCAAGGCGGGAAGGGCAUCAUCUGGGUCGCGAUGAACUAUCGCCUGGGAGCUUUCGGCUUUCUCUCCGGUCCAACGUUCCAGGAGUCUGGUACGGCAAACGCAGGCCUCUAUGACCAGCGGCUGGCACUCGAAUGGGUGCAACAACACAUCUCUAAAUUCGGUGGAGAUCCAAACAAAGUCACCGUGAUUGGAGAGUCGGCCGGGGGAGGCAGCACGAUGCACCAGAUCACGGCGUUUGGCGGCCUCAAGGGCAAGGUGCCUUUCCAGCAGGCUAUCGUGCAGAGCCCUGGGUUUCAAAUGUCGCCGAGCGUUACGCUGCAGGAAGCCAUUUACAACCACUUCCUGAACCUCGCGGGCAUCAGCUCACUCGACGAAGCUCGGAACUUGUCGACGGAGGCACUUCGAUUCGCCAACUACAAGCUUGUCGGGGGCUCGAGCCCGUAUGGCACAUUCACCUUCAACCCUGUCGUAGAUGGAGCUUUCGCCCCUGAUCUCCCGGGCCAGCUUCUUCUUCACGGACAGUUCGACAACUCCCUCAAGAUCAUGGCCGGUCACAAUAUCAACGAAGGCCUGGAGUUUAUGGAUCCCUUUGCCCAGAAUGAAACCGUCUUUGAGGCCGACCUCCGCAUCUACUUCCCCACGAUCACGGACGCCGUCGUCAAUCACAUCUCCCAGACACUGUAUCCCCCCAAGUACGACGGUUCUGUCGGUUACACCACUCCUACGGGACGCAGCGAGUUGAUGAUCACGGAAGCGUUCUUCACAUGCAAUACUUACUUCUUGGCUCGUGCGUACAACGACAGUGUGUUCAAUUACAUGUUUAGUGUUCCCCCGAGCCUUCACGGAGAUGACAUUUAUUACACGUACUACGAUGGUCCGAAUCCCCUGGUCAAGAACGACACGCUAGCGGUCAUCAUGCAGAGAUAUUUCACGAACUUUGUCGUGACGGGCGAUCCGAAUGGAGCAGGACUGGCCCCCUUCCCGACCUAUGGUGCGAAUGCCACGCUGCAGAAUUUCAAUCUGACAACGAUUGGGCCGAUCAAGGACAAUGCUGCAAACGAGAGGUGCUUGUGGUGGCAAAAGGGUCUGUAUGCCUAG
Messenger RNA from Fonsecaea erecta, 1650 nucleotides. RefSeq lists its product as hypothetical. NCBI's taxonomy places the organism in Eukaryota, Fungi, Ascomycota, Eurotiomycetes, Chaetothyriales, Herpotrichiellaceae. The transcript is spliced from 4 exons. The record is from RefSeq and is a predicted model, not a curated record. Bases 1 to 1650 code for a protein of 549 amino acids.